AUGGGUGUCGCUGCACCCGCACCUCCCUACUCCCACGGUGACGCUGCUCGAUUGGCAGCGCCAGCGCUGCCUCCUUGGCACGCAAUGCCCAGCAAUGUCGCACCAUCACAGAACAUGUUGCCACACAUUCCAAAGCUCAUUCCCCGUCGCCACACCCGGCUAAGAAUCCGCGCGCAAAGCGCCCUCAGCCCCCAGCUCUGCCAGCAGCCCACAACGCGGCGCCCCAUCAGACUCCGUCCUACUGUUCCCAGCAGAUCUCUCCUCGCGCGAGGGCCACCCGCUGUGGCCUCAAGUCCUCUUCAAGCCCCUUCUUUCCCUUCACCAGCCUUCAACCCAGCAACUCCUCCAUUUGGAUUCUUCAGGCGGGCUGGGUUGAUGACGACACAUGCCCACCUUGCCCGUCAUGGCAUGCACCGGAACAUCAAUUCCGCCAAUGGCCCGAAGCUAGAAGGGAAAGCACGUUGUGCUGCUGUUGCCACUGACGCAGCCACUGGCCUCGAGGAUGGUCCAACGCCGCUUCCCAGCAUGUCUGAGGUUCUGGUUCAGUACGACUGGAUGCUAGAUGCGCCCCUGGAGCAGCUCAUGUCCAGGGCCGCCGCUCUUCGUGACAGCAGCCGCCAUGGCGGCGUUGUGAGCUUCUCACCCAAGGUAUUCCUGCCGCUCACUCGUCUGUGUCGCGAUAGCUGCGGCUACUGCACCUUCGCGCAGCCACCUCGACCUGGACGUAGGGCCUACAUGACACUGGAGGAGGUGCUGCAGGUCGCUUCUCUGGGUGCCGCCGCGGGCUGCUCCGAGGCCCUGAUAACCCUGGGGGAUAAGCCCGAGGACCGCUGGGCGGAGGCGGUUUCGGAGCUUAGGGAAAUGGGGUACGGCAGUACACUGGAGUAUGUGGAAGCGGUGGCCAGGGCAGUUCUUCGUGAGACAGGUUUGCUGCCCCAUAUCAAUGCGGGGGUGAUGGGGGAGGAGGAGAUUAGGAGGCUCAAGAAGGUAUCCGCCAGUCAGGGCCUUAUGCUUGAGAGCACCUCCCUGGAGCUUAUGAAACCUGGGGCGCCCCACCAUAACUGCCCGGACAAGCACCCAGCGGUACGACUGGCGACCAUUGAGGCGGCGGGACGAGCGGCGGUGCCGUACACGUCAGGCAUCCUGGUGGGUAUUGGGGACACCCGUGCUGACCGGCUUCACGCACUGGCAUGUCUAUAUCGCCUGCAUGAGCGCUACGGCCAUAUACAGGAGCUCAUCAUUCAGAACUUCCGCGCCCAGCCCUCCACCUCCAUGUGCUCUCACCCCGAGCCCCCCCUGGAGGAGCUGCUGUGGGGGGUGGCGGUGGCCAGAAUUAUGUUUGGACCGCACAUGAACAUACAGGUCGCGGAGGGGAUGGGGGUGGGGCCCGAGGAACGGUGGGGCGAGGGAUGGGAGGGUGGAUGGGGGGAGAGCUGGGCACCCCCCAAUUUGACGCCUCUGGAGUCCCUCACCCCCCCUGCCCCUGCUGCUGCCCCUGGCCCUGUUAGUGCUUCUAAUGCGGGUGGAAGCAGCGGUAGCAAUACUGACGGUAGUGGUGGUGGUGAUGGCAGUGUUGUUCCCCAGUCCCAGUCCCAGUCCCAGCUAUUGGAGUCCCUACAGGGCGGCUGGAGGGCUCUGUUGAAUGCGGGAAUAAAUGACUGGGGCGGUAUCUCCCCCAUCACUCGGGACUUCAUCAACCCCGACAAGCCCUGGCCGCACCUGGCACACCUGGCCGCUACAACCGCAUCAGCCGCCAAGACGCUGCUGCCCAGACUGCCCAUCUACCCGGGCUACCUAGGACUGCUGCCUGGGGGAGGAGGAGGAGGAGGAGGGGACCCUGGGAACGGGCGUGGAGCUGUGGUCUUGGAGCAAGAAGGAGAGGGGGAGAGGGAGAGGGAGGGGGGAGGAGGGCGCUCCUUGUCCUGGCUUGACUUCAGCGGCGGGCGGGAGAGUGUGGGUGCGGCCGUGUUUCGGAGCUCCGACUCGGAGGGCUUUCUGCGAGCCAGUGACUGGGUGGCGGGGCAGGUGGAAGGGGGCCCGCAGGGGGGCUCGAGGACGGGGCCCGGGGUGGAGGCGUUGGAGAUGGGGUUGGGGAGUGGGAUAGGGCGGCCGGGGCUGGUGAAAGGGGGGGAACUGGGCAGCGGGAGGAGGGAGCUGCAGACGGAUGCUGGUCAACAUCGACGACAGCAGCACCAGCAGCAGAAGUCGGCUUUUUCUCCUGCCGUUGCACCUGCUACAGUCCCUGUUCUGGGCGCUGCUACCGAUCCCCCUACUGCCCCGGCGGACGCGGGUUUUGGCCGGGCGGUGGUCGCGGGGGCGGCCGGGUCGCGCCCUGCUGUGCCCCUGCCGCGAGGGCGUACUGGUGGUGGUACUGGCGGUGGCGGCGCUCGGUGGCGUGUGGCUGUGGGGAUGGAUGGAUCGCUCCAGGGAGCACCCAGACCUGCCGAUCCGUCCCCCCGUGUGGUCAGGCUGUUGGAAGGGGUAUUGUCGGGGGGUCGGCCCCUGCAGCUGGGGGAGAUAGAGCUGCUGCUUAGAAGCCGGGGAGCAGACCACGAGGCCGUGUGUACGGCCGCAGACGAGCUGCGGCGCCGUACAUGCGGUGACACGGUGUCGUACGUGGUCAACCGCAAUAUCAACUACACCAACGUGUGCACGUACAAGUGCUCGUUCUGUGCUUUCUCCAAGGGCCGUACGGCAGAGGAGCUACGGGGUCCCGCAUACGUGGUGCCGUACGACGAGAUUGCCAGACGUACAGCGGAGGCCUGGGACAGAGGCGCAACGGAGGCAUCCUCCCGCCCCAACUAUAAACACCCACCCGCACAGCCCACCCACACCCACCAAAGCAUGACACGCCCGGUCUGCAUGCAGGGCGGCAUACACCCCGAGUUCUCCGGCGCCACCUACCUGGCCAUACUGUCCGCCGCCAAGUCCGCCGCCCCGCACAUGCACGUACAUGCAUUCAGUCCGCUGGAGGUGCACCACGGGGCCACCAGCAUGGGACUCACAUAUGAAAGUUACCUGGAGCGGUUGGCGGUUGCCGGGUUGGGCAGUUUGCCUGGUACCGCUGCUGAGGUGCUGCAUGACUCCGUGCGGGGUGUGCUCUGCCCGGAUAAGAUUGACACGGCCACCUGGGUCAAGGUGGUGAGUGCGGCGCACCGUGUGGGUCUCCGCACCACCUCCACCCUCAUGUUCGGCAGUGUGGAGGAGGGGCCGUUAGCCUGGGCACAACACCUGGUCACGCUGAGGGAGGUGCAGCAGCGGGCGCAGGCGGCAGUGGGGGAGGGAGCAGCAGGAAGGGGAGGGGGAGGGGUGGGUUUCACGGAGUUCGUGCCGCUGCCGUUUGUACACAUGGAGGCGCCCGUGUACCUUCAGGGUCGAGCCCGCCGCGGUCCCUCCCUCCACGAGGGGGUGCUGCUCCACGCCGUAGCCCGUCUGGCCCUGCAUCCCCUCAUCCCCCACAUCCAAGCCUCCUGGGUGAAGAUGGGCCCCUCCAGGGCGGCCGAGCUACUGGGGGUGGGGUGUGAUGACAUGGGGGGCUCCAUCAUGAACGAGUCCAUCACCAGGGCUGCGGGCGCUACUCACGGACAGGAGCUGGCACCGCUGAAGAUGGAGGAGAUUAUUCGGGGCGCCGGCCGACAGCCGCGACAGCGGACGACGCUGUACGGCACGCCGCCGGCCGAGCAAACUGCUAGGUCAUACAUGUUUUGUGAAACUAAGCCGCGUGGACUUGGCGUGAAGGCCACUAGGGAUGAUGGCAGGCCGUAG
Molecule: messenger RNA, 3765 nt
Organism: Volvox carteri f. nagariensis
Lineage: Eukaryota; Viridiplantae; Chlorophyta; Chlorophyceae; Chlamydomonadales; Volvocaceae
Exons: 19
Coding region: 1-3765 (1254 amino acids)
Molecular function (GO): 7,8-didemethyl-8-hydroxy-5-deazariboflavin synthase activity; 4 iron, 4 sulfur cluster binding
Source: RefSeq, a predicted model, not a curated record